AUGGAUCCAAGCCAUCUUUUGGAUGAAGUCGCUGAUGCGGACAGUAUGGCGGCAGAAGUGAAGCCUACAGUUGCUACAUCGGUUUCUGCAGGAGACGGAUCGGUAGAAGUUCUUCAUGAAACCAGCGGCUCGGCUGAAAACCCUGCAGUUGUUCAUGUAGUGGAAGACGUGCCUAUGGAAGGAAGUUCAUCAGAUGCGCCCGCUGGUGAAGACCAUUCGGACGUACAAAGCUUGCUCAGUGAAAUAGACAUGCAAAAAGCAAUAUCGAAGAGGAGCUGCUCGACAUCAAGGAGAAGUGUAGAGAACUGGCUUCCAGAAUGUGAACUGCAGUCACAAUCGCCAGAUGCUAAUGAACGAUCACGUCUAUAUCGACAGCUCGAAGCUUCAAGGAACGAACUCGCUAUGAAAAAGAUGACAGUUGAUUGUGACCUGGAGCGGUUGAAGCACGAGAAGGAAGAACGAGAUAACGCCAUCCGUACUCUCACUAAGGAGAAACACCUCAUAGCAACUGAGAACUUCGCCCUGAAGGACGAGCUCCAGAAGGCACUAAAUGAGAAAGCGGUUUUGAUGCAAGAAAAGAGUAGCAUAGAUCAAGAAAUGCGUACACUUUCGGCGGAACGAGAGCGUGCACGUGCUGAGAGUGAAAUGUAUGCGAACUCUCGAAAAUGGUUCCUCGAAGAAAUAGCACAGAAG
Cooperia oncophora is the source of this 693-nucleotide messenger RNA. NCBI's taxonomy places the organism in Eukaryota, Metazoa, Nematoda, Chromadorea, Rhabditida, Trichostrongylidae. The record is from the annotation of a GenBank genome assembly.